AUGGAUCAUCUACCUCUGCCACAAAAUGCCACUCUGGGAACUCUCGACAUCCCUUACCUGUGCACCGAAGACUAUGAUGGCGAGGACUUCGAAACAUUCCCUGCGCGCAAGCACUGGACCAUUGAGCGACGGUUCACUGUUAUCGUGUUCGCUUGCCGUGAGCGACUGGUGACUGAACAUUCAGAAGUUGGGAGUUUUCUUCAGACUUGGCUGUAUUUCGGGUUACUGAAUCAGUUUCUAGAGAAGCCCGUGGAUGUCAAGUUGUUCCAGAGGGAAGCAGGCGGCGGCAAGGUGCUGUUCACUUCGAAGCGUCUUGGAGAUAUCAUCAGUGCUUGGACGGUGCAGACCAUGGAACAGGACUGGUCGAUGUACGAAAACAACCUCCGAACCUGGAAAGACCGUCUUUAUGGCUAUCUUCUCACCGCGCGAGAUAUCGUCCUCAGAGUUGUACAUUCUCUGGACGGCCAACCCGAAAAUAUACUGUCCUGCGUCUGUCUCAGCAUCGCUGUGCUGGGAGAAUAUCUCAAUUACGCGUUGAAGGAUAUGUUCAUAAAAAGAGGCUUGGAAUCCCCAGUGAUGCAGAACUGGCAAUCCGUGGACUGGGCAGACUGCGGCGGACCGAUCGUCACGAUCAUGCAACGGAAUGGAUGGUGUCCGAAUAAGCUUGCAUACUUCGAUGCCGAGGAUCUCAAGUCCAUCGGCAAGCUGUGGUAUUCUGCAAACAUGAAACCACCAAAUGCUGAAAAGUCUCAUGCACGCUGCAGCGAGGAACAAUGUCAGUUGUUGCAAGUCGAUCUGCGCGAAUACAGAACUUGUCAUACACGAGAAGGCUGCGAAUGUGCCUCGCGUGGUCCUGAACCCGGGCUGUUGGCAAGCGCUAUCCAAAAUGACUUGGUACCCUUGGUGACCAUCGCUGAACGCGCCGGAGUCAAAGUGAGCCUGCAAAUCGCAGAUGAGAACACUGAAUACGUUGCCAUUUCUCAUGUAUGGGCGGAUGGCAUGGGCAACCUAAAGGAAAAUACUUUGACCGAGUGCUCCUUGCGUCAGCUCCGCUUCUACGUCGAUGCUCUGGCUGGGUUCGAUGCUCAGUCCAAUCUGCCUUUGUGGAUCGAUACUCUCUGCCUGCCCAGAAACCCGAUUGAGUUGCGCCGCAGAGGUAUCAUAGCUUUCAACGAGGUCUUCAGAAAAGCCCAACACGUGCUCGUUCUUGACUCGUAUCUCCAAAAGCUUUCCUCCAAGUCAAUGUCCCCUAUCGAGUUGCUUGCGCGUGUAGCUGUCUGUGGUUGGACGCAGCGCCUUUGGACAUUUUCCGAGGGCCGUUUGGGAAGAAGUGUCUACUUCCAGUUCGAGGAUCGCGCUGUAGACCUUUUUCAAGCCGUGGAUCAGUGGCGUGAGACGUUUUUUAGAAUUCCGUCAUUACCGAGCCACGGCGUUGACUUAGCUGUCAUUGGAAACUUCUCUGCGACAAGGAUCCUGCCAGGCCCUGAGUUUGACUGCCGCCUGCUGGAGUUACCUACCUUGCGCUUCGCCUUGGGCACAAGAUCGACCAGCUGGCCGACGGAUGAAGCCAUCUGUCUGGCUGGGAUCCUUGGACUGAACAUGCGUCAAGUCAUUGAAGCUGAUGACGCCCAGAAAAUGAACGUGGUAUGGAGUUUGCUGCAAAAUCUCCCUACAGGACUGGCCUUUUCUCGCGCGCCAAGAAAACUGGUCGAUAAAGGGUACAGAUGGGCGCCGUCUUCUUUGUUAGGAGACCUCAAGGUGCAACGCUGGGGAGGACCAGGCCCAUUGUUUGCCAGACUGAAUGCAACGCCGUCUGAGGCUGGUCUUAUUGUGCAGCUUCCCGGGGCUUUGUUCAAGGCCCGUCUCAGCACCGAUUCGGGGGCCGGCAGGACGAAGCUGAAGUUGUUUGAGUGCUGUCUUCCACAGUUCGCUGCAGAUCGGGGACAUUUAUCGCUACAGGGCGGAAGUGGCCAAUGGUAUUCCUGCAAUAUUAUUUCAAACUGGCACCAAGAAUCUGCCGACGUUGAUAUCGCAAAUGAGGUACCAGCAAUCAUCCUGGAGUCACCCAUUGAGAUGGACAGGUCGUCAGCUAGGGACGACUUCCGAUCAAUCGACACGUUACGUGGCCUGCUGGUCACUUAUUUUCACUCAGAAGAGGGUGAGGAGAUCAUCCACGCCAAAGCUCAUAGCCAUGUGGAAUUGCAGACUCUGUCAAAUAAGGUGCAGAAGUUCCAUGACAAAGUCAAGAUAUGCUGUGAAGAGAUUCUCAGUCACAACAUGGACACCAUAGCUGCUUUGCAAGAUGAUCAAGACACCCUAAAACGCAAGAUCGCCUCCUGGGUGGAGGAAUAUGCCAGGGAAGAUGACCUUCUGGAGCUUGGGAAAGAAAUUUGGCGCCAUGAAAUGUGGGACGAUAGCGAUGGCAAGUUGAUAAAUCACAUUGUGUGGAGUGUGGGGUAUUUGUGCUCGGUUGAUGAGUGGUACGUUAUUGAGGAGGGUUCACGGCCGAUAACAUGGUGUGUUGACUGA
Molecule: messenger RNA, 2529 nt
Organism: Capronia epimyces CBS 606.96
Lineage: Eukaryota; Fungi; Ascomycota; Eurotiomycetes; Chaetothyriales; Herpotrichiellaceae
Exons: 1
Coding region: 1-2529 (842 amino acids)
Source: RefSeq, a predicted model, not a curated record